UAUAGACACUGGUGCUCUGCUGAAACAAUCGGACUCACAAUCUGAAGCUUACUAUUUCAGAAACAGUCUGGUCUGAUGUUGAUGUACUGUCAAGCGGAUGCUUUACGCUUUUCUGUAGGAAGCGGGAAACCCACUGAGGACAUGACAGUCUAAAGAGAAAGGGUAGAAAUCGGCCGGCUGAUUUCUGAAGCGUAGAUACUGUUAGUCACCGAAAGUGCUUCUGAGGUUUUUGAUAAUCCAUGCAGUGGAAUUGGACCGUGCUUCGUGCUUGUAGGACUGUUCUGCAUGUGCGCACGCACUGUUCCCAACUAUUCAGAACAGUUGGCACUUAUAGACUGUUGUUUCAUAAGUGUUUGUGACCCUGUUACAAGUCCUGCUGUGUUCUGCAUGGAGUUUUUUUUUCUCAGGAAACUGAUUUAUUAAGACCUGCUCCAUGUGAGGGAACUAUUUCUCAGAUGGGAGGUGACAUUUAGUAUAAUGAGCGAGUGAUUUUGCAGUCCGCCUCUAAUGAGUCCUCUCAUCGGAGAUCUCUUAGGGCAGAGCUUCGGAUUUGAGCCAGUCAAGUCUCACGACAGUCACACUGACAAGCAGCUGGUUAUCGGUACCGUGGGAAUUCAUGUUCCAGAUGUUGGACGAUGACCAGCUAUGUACCUUGGCUCACACAUGUGCAAAGUUCCUAAUGGUGCUCUAAUUGUGUUAUCUUUUCUAAUAGCCAUAUGUUGAUCUGAUUUCUAGAACAUUGGUAGAACAGUUUCAGGGCUCUCAACAAUUAGUUUACCUUUUUCUAAAACAGUCAUGUCUGUAAUUAUCUUAACAAUUUUGCAAGUAACUUGGGGCUUAUUUUUAGUCUUGGUCUAUCAGUAAUAGAAUUCGGUAAUUGACCAGCACGAAACAAUCAUUGAGAGUGAAUUAUUUGAAAGUUGCUGUGGUUUUUUUUUAACCAAAAAGGAAGGAAGGACAGAGAGUCAGCCUGGAGAACGGGAAAGAAUACGUGGGCGGGGGAACGGGGGAGAGAGAGAUCAUCUGGAAGAAGCGGGCGAGCGUGAUCGAAAGAGAACGAGCGAGAGAGAGGGAGCAAGAACGAGAGGAGGAGGAGAGCAAGAACGGGGCCCAGUACACAGUCUGGAGGCUAAGGGAGGGAUUCCAGGAGAGGAGGGAUAGGGAAGGGGAACAACUCUCAGGAAAGAGUACAGAAGGAGCGAGAGAACCUCAGCCAGAAGUGAUUUGGAAGAGGCGAGAGGAAGAGGAGAAAGAAAGAGAGAGGAUACAGCUGGAAAACAGGGGACCCAGAAUCAUCUGGAGAAAGAAGGAGGAGAAGGAGAAGACAUGAACCGGCUGGGUGGCGCGUCGCGGAGGGCCCGUGUGGAAGGGGGCCAGCUCGGGGGCGACGAGUGGACGCGCCAUGGCUCCUUCGUCAACAAGCCCACGCGAGGAUGGCUGCACUCCGAUAAUGUGGUCAGCACCACCGGUGUCAGCUACACCGUUCGGUACAUGGGUUGCGUGGAGGUGCUGCAGUCAAUGAGGGCACUGGACUUCAACACCAGAACUCAGGUUACCAGGGAGGCAAUCUCAGUGGUGUGUGAGGCAGUACCAGGUGCCAAAGGAGCUCAACGCAGGAGGAAGCCUACAUCCCGGUGUCUGACCUCUAUCCUAGGAAAGAGUAACCUCCGGUUUGCUGGAAUGACAAUCAACCUCACUGUGUCAACGAACAGCUUGAACCUACAGACAACCGACUGCAAACAGAUUAUCGCCAACCAUCACAUGCAGUCCAUCUCUUUUGCAUCGGGAGGAGAUCCAGACACGGCAGAAUAUGUAGCCUACGUAGCCAAAGACCCUGUCAACCAGAGGGCGUGCCACAUCCUGGAGUGUUCUGAAGGCUUGGCCCAGGAAGUGAUAAGCACCAUUGGACAGGCCUUUGAGCUGCGUUUCAAGCAGUAUCUGAAGAACCCCCCUAAACUUGUCACCCCACACGACAGGAUGGCUCCUUUUGAUGGCUCAGCAUGGGAGGAGGAAGAAGAGGACUUUGCACCUCCCCAAGACGUUCCGUACUAUAAUAACUUUCCUGGGAAACAGCCACCCCCAGGAGGCCUGGUGGACAUGAGAACUCGUCCUGGACACAGCACAGGAGCCACACUACCCUAUGGCCAGCCUGGAGUAAAUGACAUCCAUAAGCAUCCUCUACCUCCACUGCCAGUGGGAGCAAAAGAAGGUGGCCUGUUUGAUGACCCCUCGUAUGUCAACGUGGAUAAAUCCCGCCCUCAAGUGGCCUCCGCUAAUGGCAGUGCUCACAGAGAUGCUUUCGACAUGAAGCCCUUUGAUGAUGCCCUCAGCGUGUCAGGCUCAGUGCCUCCUCUGGCUCAGCAGCUGCAGAGUGAGCCCUGGUUUCACGGUUCCCUGAGCCGCAAGAAGGCAGAGAAGCUGCUGAGCAAAGAUGGCGACUUUCUUGUGCGUGAGUCGGGUACCACACCAGGCCAGUACGUGCUCACGGGCCAGCAAGGAGGCCAACCCAAACACCUGCUGCUGGUGGACCCGGAGGGAGUGGUUCGUACCAAAGACCAUCGCUUUGAAAGCGUCAGUCACCUGAUCAGUUAUCACAUGGACAACCGGCUGCCAAUCGUAUCUGCCGGAAGUGAGGUGUGCCUGCAGCAACCAGUGGAACGCAGAGCCUAAGUGUCACACACACUUACACACACACACACUGUUCUUCUUCUGCCAUGGUGUCUCCUUCCUUCUCAAUCUCUUGUAAUUAGACUUUUCCAGAGAUCGUCUCACUUUUUUUGCAGAGAGGAUGAGCAACAACAAGAAAAAAAUAGUAACAAAAGUAAGCUCUGUCCAUCCAUAAUGAAGCUUGGAAGUGAUGCGAUCAUUGGACUCAUGGACCAAGAGAAUUUCACAGCCUACAGAUUAAGCUGUAAGAAUAAAAGCGAGACUCCAAUGGGGAAAACGAGCCAAAAAAAGAAAAUCCAACAGACUGGUGUAGGAUAGGUAUUGGUGUAAUGUGAUGUCACGUCCCCUACAAAAUGGCAUGUAUGAGUUAAUCGUGAGAUGUCUGGGCAUUCAAGGGUUCAGCUGAAAUAUCCCUCAGUAACACUCCAAAGGUCAUAGACUGCCGAAGAGAAGUGAAGUGAAUCAGAGACUCGAAAGACUGGUAUUUUGGUUUCAUUCAUUCAUUCAUUCUCAGAUCUCUGGUUUAUAAAGCCAGCAGAAUCACUGCGUACAGACCGACACGUAGCUAGCCAUUAAUGCUGAUGCUGAUGUCAUGAAGUAGAUAUAAAUUACAGUAGUGGGAACUCAUUCAGCCACUUUUUUUGGUAGAUUCAUUAGAAUUAACAUAUUCUUCAAAAUAAACAGGAUCCUACUUGGAAAUCUUCCCUAGCGGUUCCUAUAAAUCUCCCAUUCACCAUUUGGGAGUGUUUCAAAGCCACAUAUCAUUCUAUAUGCAAAGAGGAAUAGAUUAUAUACUGUAGAUUAUACAUAUGAUGAAGUUUUGUUUUUGGGUUUUUUUUUUAAAAAGAGAGAGAUAUUUACUUUCGUUGAAACGAUGAACCCAGCAAGGAGCAGAGAUGAGGAUCAAAAGAAACACAACACACAUCUAGAACCCUACAAUCUGGACAGAAUGGACUUGAUGAAAGAGACCAAGAGUGAGAGACUGUAUACAGAGUUGCUCCAAGCUCAUCAGGACUCAAAAAAGGGGAGAUGAGUUCAGUCCUCGCCGUAACGCAUAUCCUGUUGUGGUGAUGUCAUCUUCGAGAGCACCUGUAUCAUGAACUUUUUCUUUUUUUUUUUUUUUAAAUUUAAAAAAAAAAAAUUUUUUUUAGCUGUAUAUUUCACUUUUAUCUGUGUUCGCCUUGACAAUCUAUCUCCGUGUGUACUUGAGUUGAAGUUUAAAAAUGAUGAGACUCAAAAGGAGUGAGGAGACAUAAAGGUAAAAUAAUUAUAAUAAUAAUUUUAAAAAAAACAGAUAGCGAUGCUAAAAUGAAUCCAAAUAUGACACCCUGUUGCAUAUGAUGCACAUUUCUGAACUAGAGUAACAUUCAUUUCAUAUGAAAUGUGUUAUCAUCACUGCCCUAUAAUCAAGGAACAAACACACUCCAUCAUUUCCUGUUUUUAUGUUCCUAUUAGAAUUGUGCCUUUUCACUCAAGAAAACCACCAAAUUAGGAUGCAGUCGAAGUAAAGAUGAAAACUCAAGAACUUCAUUGGCGUUCCGAGUUUAUAACGUUUUCUUCCCGGAAUUCCUACACAAGUGUGUUUCAGUUUGAUCCAGGUUUUAGUUGAUGGUAAUCUUAGUUGUUUCCUUGCACAUUCUCUUAAUCCUGCUGGUAAAUAGUGCUCAUGUGUUCGUGCUGUGCUGUGACUUAAUGAAAACUUCUAGAUAUUGUUUCAUGAUGUUUCUUGCUUGUGAUAUAGUUUUCUUACCAGCUUCAUAAACUGUACAUAGAUAUCACAUAUCACAAUGUUUAUAAUUCUUGUAAGCUCAUCCAAGACCCAGACUGGAUAAAGCCAGACCACCUUGUUAUGAAUGUCAGCAUUGAUUUGAAGAAGCAAGAAACCAAUUAAAAAUGAUUUUUUUACUUCUUUCUUAUAGAUUUACUAAAGCAUAUAUUCACUGCAGGGUUUGAGUUUAUCACCAAAUGUACCACUCAAGUGCAAAGAAUUCUGUAAUUGGAAACAUGAUAUCAUCAUAAUUAGUUAACUAGGAGUGGAUCUGUAUUAGACACAGUGGGUAAUAUUAGAGUAUUGGCAUUGAUGUGUAGGGCAGGCAGACUCUUGUCUGUGGCUCAGUUUGCUGUCUUAAAUUAUUUGACUUCUUCACUCAACACUUGGGUGUCAAAAAAAGUGACUGGUGCAGUGCCAAGUACGGUCUACCCAGGGGUGUGGGUGCCUCACAGAAUCCACACUGUUGCAUGGAAACCCUCUGCAGUCUUUGUGUUAUAGUUACAGUGGCUUAUUUCUUCUUUUUUUUUUUUUUUCUUCUUCAUGCGUGUGUACUCACCUUAUGACUGAUUGUGGUUUGUUUUUUUGUUUUGUUUUUUGCAUUUUCUUGGCCAAAGGUUUAUUUUGCCUUACCAGCACAAGACUUGUUUUUUUUUAUGUUGCCUUUUCUUUUUGAUUUAUUUUAAUAUGCCUUUAAUGUUCUUUUUUUUGGGGGGGGGGGGGGGGCAUACAUGUUUACAUGUGUAUCUUGAACUAUAGAUUGCAUAUAUAAAUGCAUUAUCAAUACAGA
Molecule: messenger RNA, 5225 nt
Organism: Ictalurus furcatus (blue catfish)
Lineage: Eukaryota; Metazoa; Chordata; Actinopteri; Siluriformes; Ictaluridae
Gene: shc1
Product: SHC (Src homology 2 domain containing) transforming protein 1
Exons: 13
Coding region: 1327-2670 (447 amino acids)
Biological process (GO): intracellular signal transduction; cell surface receptor protein tyrosine kinase signaling pathway
Cellular component (GO): plasma membrane
Molecular function (GO): receptor tyrosine kinase binding
Source: RefSeq, a predicted model, not a curated record